This is a messenger RNA of Aspergillus chevalieri, 1173 nucleotides long. RefSeq names its product putative aminopeptidase (gene lap1). Gene Ontology annotation, molecular function: metalloexopeptidase activity. NCBI's taxonomy places the organism in Eukaryota, Fungi, Ascomycota, Eurotiomycetes, Eurotiales, Aspergillaceae. Gene Ontology annotation, biological process: proteolysis. The transcript is spliced from 3 exons. The record is from RefSeq and is a predicted model, not a curated record. Bases 1 to 1173 code for a protein of 390 amino acids.
AUGAAGAUCACCACUGCUCUUGCGCUGAGCGCAACGGCAUCGGGCGUGUUGGGAGCUGUGCUUCCCCAGCAGGAACCAUUGACUGGUCACACAGUUCACGUCCACCAUGAACCCGAGAAAUUCCUCAUCGAGCUGGCUCCGUAUCAAACCAGAUGGGUGACCGAAGAGGAGAAAUGGGCUCUCAAAUUGGAUGGCGUCAACUUCAUCGAUGUCACCGAAGCGCGCAACACAGGAACAUACCCCUCCGUCAUCCGUACAACCAACACAGUCCGUUACCCAGGGAAGAUGGAACACCGCGAGAACGUCACCCAGCUAGCCCGGGGUCUCUCGAGGCAGAACAUGGAGCAGAACCUGAAGCGCUUUACAUCCUUCCACACGCGCUACUACAAGUCGUCGACGGGUGUGGAGUCCGCGACAUGGUUGUACGAGCAGGUCGCCGGCAUCGUCACGCAGUCUGGAGCCGACAAGCAUGGCGCUACGGUAGUGCAAUUCGCUCAUCCCUGGGGCCAAUCGAGUGUUAUUGCGAGGAUUCCUGGUCGCAGUGAGAAAACGGUCGUCGUCAGCGCUCACCAGGACAGUAUUAACUUGUUCUUGCCGUCGAUUCUGGCUGCGCCGGGUGCGGAUGAUGAUGGGAGCGGGACGGUGACCAUUCUAGAGACUCUGCGGGCGCUGCUGCACUCUGAGGAUGUUGUGAGUGGCAAGGCGCCUAAUACGGUCGAGUUUCACUGGUAUUCGGGUGAGGAGGGGGGUUUGCUGGGCUCCCAGGAGGUUUGGGCGCAGUACAGACAGGACCGCAGGGAUGUCAAGGCUAUGCUACAGCAAGACAUGACUGGUUACGUUCAGGGAACGUUGGAUGCUGGUCGCGAGGAGGCCAUCGGAGUUAUCGUGGACUUUGUCGACCAGGAUCUUACGCGCUUCAUCAAGGAUGUCAUCACUACAUACUGUGAGAUCCCCUUCGUCGAGACCAAGUGCGGUUACGCCUGCUCCGACCACGCCUCAGCCAGCAGACAGGGAUACCCUGCUGCGAUGGCUAUCGAGGGUGAAAUGGAGAACACAAACAAGAAGAUCCACACGACUGAUGACCAGAUCAAGUACCUGAGCUUCGAUCACAUGCGUCAACAUGCUACAAUGGCAUUAGGCUUUGUCUACGAACUGGCUUUUGCGCCGUUUUAA